UUCUUAUCUCUUUUUUCUUCUCCACUGCCAUCUCCUUUCCGUUCUUCCGUUCCUCACCUCCGCCAGUCCCCGUCCGACACUGCACCAUCUGGCCGAGUACAGACUGAUUUAACUAUCGUAUUGACACGGCAGAGAGGGGGGAGGGCACUGCUACCAUUCGUUACCAACAGGCAAUAGGUAGGAGAGAGCCUUCUCUUUCUCCAUGUUCCAUCCCCCGAUCCAAUCUCCUCACCUCGUGUUCCGCUUCUGCCGAUCGAUCGCCAACUUCUCUUUCGUAUUACCCUGCCUCUCCGAUCCUUGCCGAUUCCUUUUGUUCGGCCUUGCCUCCCAACGCCCCAAUUUGUGCUCUUUUCUUCCCUUCUGUCCUCCUCCUCUCGAAUCCUUCUCCGAGCACGAAUAGUAUUUGGGCGUGCAUUCUGAUUCGAACGUAUGACCUCCCGUCCAUCAAUUCGUUAGAUGGGCAUCCCAUCUUACGAUUAAAAUUGGGGUUAUGCAUCUGAUUCCGACAUACUUCCGUUCGUUCAUCAUUUAGUAUUUGUUAGUUAAACUCUCUUCUUCUCCGCCCAAUCUCCUCUCCAUCCACCUCCUCCCCCUCCCCGAAUUGAGUUAGGGGAUGCGGUCCACCACCCCUCCCCGGAUCGACCUUAUCUACUGAUUCCCCAAACUAGUGGCGGCAGAUGUCCGGCGCGGCCAAGGCGGUGGAGCACCGAAUUGGCUUCCCCACAAAGAUGGAGGCGACAGCGCCAGCGGCCGAUGGAGAGCAGCAGCGGCGCCCGGGCGGUUGUAAUCCUGUGAAGAAGCCGGGGCCAGUGUCCAUGGACCACGUUCUCCUGGCUCUGCGCGAGACCAAGGAGGAGAGAGAAGUCCGGAUCCGGAGCCUUUUCAACUUUUUCGAUGCGGCUGGCGUCGGCCAACUCGACUACGCUCAGAUCGAGGCCGGCCUCUCCGCCCUUCGUAUCCCUACCGAGUACAAGUACGCCAGGGAUCUCCUUAAGGUGUGCGAUGCCAACCGGGACGGCCGUGUCGACUACCAGGAGUUCCGGCGCUACAUGGACGACAAGGAGCUUGAGCUCUACCGCAUCUUCCAGGCCAUUGACGUCGAGCAUAACGGUUGCAUCUUGCCGGAGGAGCUCUGGGAUGCACUUAUCAAGGCAGGAAUUGAGAUUGAUGAUGAGGAACUUGCCCGUUUUGUGGAGCAUGUGGAUAAGGAUAAUAAUGGGAUUAUAACUUUUGAGGAAUGGAGAGAUUUUCUGCUGCUCUACCCACAUGAAGCAACAAUUGAGAACAUCUAUCAGUACUGGGAAAGGGUUUGUCUUGUGGAUAUUGGUGAACAAGCCGCUAUCCCAGAAGGGAUAAGUAAACAUGUAAAUGCAAGCCAAUACUUGAUUGCAGGAGGGGUAGCUGGGGCAGCUUCUCGUACGGCUACUGCUCCUCUUGAUCGUCUUAAGGUAGUUUUGCAAGUACAGACAACACAAGCACGUAUUGUGCCUGCAAUAAAAGACAUAUGGAGAGAGGGGCAUUUCCUGGGUUUUUUCAGAGGGAAUGGUUUAAAUGUGAUGAAGGUUGCACCUGAAAGUGCAAUUAAAUUUUAUACAUUUGAAAUGCUAAAAGAUUUCAUUGUCAAAACCAAAGGUGAAGAGAAGAGUGAUAUUGGUGCUUCUGGGCGUCUGACCGCUGGUGGUUUAGCAGGUGCGGUGGCACAAACUGCUAUUUAUCCACUAGAUCUUGUGAAAACACGGCUGCAGACUUAUGCCUGUGAAGGUGGUAAAGUUCCCAAUCUUACUACUUUGACAAAAGACAUAUGGGUUCAUGAAGGGCCUCGAGCUUUCUACAGAGGGCUUGUCCCAUCGCUUCUUGGGAUUAUUCCAUAUGCUGGUAUAGAUCUUACUGCAUAUGAGACAUUGAAAGAUAUGUCUAGAACGUACAUUCUGAAGGAUAGUGAGCCUGGUCCGCUUGUGCAACUUGGUUGUGGAACUAUCUCAGGGGCUCUUGGAGCAACAUGUGUUUACCCUUUGCAGGUUAUCAGAACAAGAAUGCAAGCCCACACCAAUUCAUCUACCGCUUAUAAUGGAAUGUCUGAUGUGUUCUGGAAAACUCUUCGAAAUGAAGGAUUUUCAGGAUUCUACAAAGGGAUUUUUCCGAAUCUGCUCAAAGUAGUACCAUCUGCUAGUAUUACUUAUCUAGUUUAUGAGACUAUGAAAAAGAGUCUAACUCUUGAUUAGGCAAUUGUUUAGUUUUGCUUAAUUUCCGUGAUCAUUGACAUGACUGACUAUAAAGUUUAUGAUGAUGAUGAAGAGGAGAAGAUUACAGAUUGAGUAGGUCAAAUAAUUGUUUCAACUGUGUCAUGGUAUUUUUUCCUUCACAUGGUGAAGAUUGUCUGAACAACUCUUUUUAAAAUGCUUUUUGGAGUUAAUAAGAAUGAGCUUCAUGAGCUAGCCUGUUCA
Molecule: messenger RNA, 2444 nt
Organism: Musa acuminata subsp. malaccensis (wild Malaysian banana)
Lineage: Eukaryota; Viridiplantae; Streptophyta; Magnoliopsida; Zingiberales; Musaceae
Product: calcium-dependent mitochondrial ATP-magnesium/phosphate carrier protein 2
Biological process (GO): ADP transport; transmembrane transport; ATP transport
Molecular function (GO): ATP transmembrane transporter activity; calcium ion binding
Source: RefSeq, a predicted model, not a curated record